UGCGAGUUCCGACUCUUAUAAAUAAAUCCGGAGAAAUCUCACUCUCAAAAUUUAUUAGCCAAAAAGGAAAAUAAACUGAGUGACAAAAUGGUGCUGCUCUGCUUCGUAUUGGAUUUGCGGAGCUUAUCGCCUCCAGUUCUUCGAGAUCUGAAGCAGUCAUUGUUGCAGCUUGCAAAUUACUACGCAGUUUCGAGUCCGAAGGUUGAUUAUUGUGUUGACGGAACUCAAUCGAAUUCGAAGCCUCUGCCUGACCGGAUUGGACUGUGCUAUAUCGUGCGGAACCGAAUUACUUGUUCCGAUGAGCUGAAGAUUGCAUAUAAUCCCCAAGGAAAGUUCAGCUUACGCGACCUUCAUCGUGCACUGAAUAAUUUGCCUCUUGAUACUUUUUGUCCUGAAUCUAAUGAUUCUGAAGGCAUAUGUAAGGACCUGAAGCUGGCAGAUGUUCUGAGUGAAAAAACUGUAUACACUUGGGGAGGCCAAGAUAAAACUGUUAAAAGAAAAGUGAUUUUGAUUAGUUCUUCUCUUGUUGGUGCCUUGGAUCCUGUAACAAUGAAGGCUCUGACAGAUGCAGCUGACAAGUGUGUUUUGGUAGAAUUCAUUUUGUUGGAGCAAACAUCAAGUCAACUAAGUAACAACAGUGAGAAUGUCAACCAAUUUGUUAAGCAGAUUGGUUCUCUAACAAACUGCUCAUUUCAGACCUGCGUACCAGGUCUACAGGUAUUGUAUGGUCUAGGAAAAAGAUGGUUUCAGGAAUUAAAGGAUGACAAAGAUGUACCACUACAAGCCCAUUUUAUCUUCAAGAGUAGUUUAAUGAGCAGCUGCAAUCAGAUAUCCUGCAACUUGUGUGUGUCUUUCAACCCCACAGUUGAUGAGUUCAAUUAUUGUCAGUGUAUUCUAUUUCUGCAGACAUGCAGAUGUCAUGGCAUUCCGUUGGAUCACUCAAGUGUGCAUCAGAGCAAGAAGUUUUAUUAUUGCCCCGUAACCCAUGAUAAUCUUGGAUCUUUAGAUAUAAAUGAGAACUCUGUCAGGGUUGGUGAACAAACAAUACUAUACAUGCCCUCUUUUUAUGACAGACCAAAGCUGAAGAAAGUUACAUCUAUUGAUUUUGAUGUCAUUCAGAGGACCAACUUAGGAUCACUAGAUGAAGGGUUAAUAAUGGGUGCUGCGUAUUAUGUUACUCCAACUUCUCUCAAUUCAGAUGAGAGUAACAACUCAGAGCUAAAUUGCCAACUCUUUCAAGUCGUGUGUAGAGUUCUAAAAUCCCUUGAUCAGGGUCUGGUUUGCUCUUCUACUUGUAACAUUGAAACUGCAACAGAUACUUCAUUCCGGUUCUUUUAUAUUCUUCUACCUUCGGACAAAGGGCUGAUGCUUCUGAGGAGGCUUUCAGCAUCAGAAGAGUUGUUGCCCAUGCUUGCUUAUAAUCACCUCACUAGCUCUUCUGUACUUGAAGAGAUGGAAAGCGCAGUCCGAGCCUCUUUGCUAAAGGUGGAAGUGAGCGACUACAAUCCAGUCCAACACGAGAGAGGUUUCCAUAAAAAGUUAAACAUGCUUGUUAAAGAGAGCCUACAAUUUGGGGCAAUACUUCCACAACGCAAGGAACAAAUCUCAACUUCAGACUUCAACGUGCAGAGCUCUGAGCUUCAACCAUCAAAGCCGGCAGCAGGCAACGUUGUUACAGGAGACGAACCACCAGAAUCCGAUACUAAACUAGGAGAAAACAGAAGCCGUCCAUCUCUAGCAGAAGAAUGGGAGCAACUUAUUGUCACUGAGCUUGGCAGCAUGCAUUCUCCAACAUGCAUUGCAAACACAAAGCUAGAUCAACCGGUCGUUGCAUCGCCAUCACAAAGUAGCAGGCAACUGGAUGAGAAAACUUCAAGAAUCCUCGAGCGACUGGAAGUCCCCAAGCAGCUAAAAAGGAAAGCAGCUUCGCCUACAAUCUCAUGCAGUUUUUCUGCUGAUGUUUGUGGGCCGGUAAAGAAGCCCCUGAUACCGUAUAGGACCACUGACAGCGAAGAUCAAGGCUCGGUAUUCACCCAACCAAUAAAGCCCAAUUUCCAGAGAUUAAAAAGGAAGAAGUAGCAAGAGAUGCCUGAUGCAUAGCCGAACAUGUUACCAGCUCUUAUUAUAAGGUAAUCUUCUCAUCCAUUUACUACAAAUGUCCGAGUAAAAAUAGACAAGUUUACUGUCUCAAAAAAAUAGUAAAAAAUGGACAAGUUUCAUUUGUUGUUUCAUAAAUUGAUAAAGGUUGCUAAAUAUACGAUGAUCAAUUGGAUCCCAUGUUUGUUUCAAAAA
Salvia miltiorrhiza (redroot sage) is the source of this 2292-nucleotide messenger RNA. RefSeq lists its product as uncharacterized. The record is from RefSeq and is a predicted model, not a curated record. Bases 88 to 2079 code for a protein of 663 amino acids. The transcript is spliced from 12 exons. Lineage: Eukaryota; Viridiplantae; Streptophyta; Magnoliopsida; Lamiales; Lamiaceae.